Actinia tenebrosa (Australian red waratah sea anemone) is the source of this 1510-nucleotide messenger RNA. Its product is annotated as DNA-directed RNA polymerase II subunit RPB3. Gene Ontology annotation, cellular component: RNA polymerase II, core complex. Gene Ontology annotation, molecular function: protein dimerization activity; DNA binding. Gene Ontology annotation, biological process: transcription by RNA polymerase II. NCBI's taxonomy places the organism in Eukaryota, Metazoa, Cnidaria, Anthozoa, Actiniaria, Actiniidae. The record is from RefSeq and is a predicted model, not a curated record.
AUUUUCGAAGAUUUGAUUUUGGUUUUUGAUCGUCUUUUUCGAAGUUAUAUUCUUAUUUUACCAUGCCUUACGCCAACCAACCAAGCGUUAGGAUAACAGAACUAACAGAAGAAAAUGUCAAAUUUAUUAUCGAGAAUACAGACUUGAGUAUGGCAAAUGGUCUAAGAAGGAUAUUCAUAGCUGAAACACCGACUCUAGCAAUUGACUGGGUACAAAUAGAAAACAACACAUCAGUACUUCAUGAUGAGUUUAUUGCUCACAGACUUGGUCUUGUGCCAUUAACCAGUGAUGAAGUCGUUGAAAGGAUGAAUUUUUCAAGGGACUGUACCUGUGAAGAAUUCUGUGUUGACUGUUCUGUUGAAUUCACUCUUGACGUCAAGUGUACAGAUGAUCAGACAAGACAUGUUACCACAAGGGAUUUGAUCUCAUCUGAUGGUAGAGUUAUUCCUGUUACAUCAAAGCACAAGGAAGAUGAAAGUAGCGAAUAUGGCGAACGAGAUGAUAUACUGAUAGUAAAGUUAAGAAAAGGACAAGAGUUAAAGCUUAGAGCUUUUGCAAAAAAGGGUUUUGCUAAGGAACAUGCUAAAUGGAAUCCCACGGCUGGUAUUGCAUUUGAGUAUGACCCAGACAAUGCUCUACGACACACAACCUAUCCCAGACCAGAAGAGUGGCCAAAAAGUGAAUUUUCAAAUCUUGACAAUGAUCAGUAUCAAGCUCCCUUCGAUCCCAAUGGAAAAGCAGACAAGUUUUACAUAAAUGUUGAAAGUUCUGGUGCCUUAAGACCUGAAAACAUAGUACUAUCAGGAUUAUCUGUAUUAAAGAAGAAGCUAAGUGACCUACAGACACAGCACAGCCAUGAAGUAGCAGCAGAUGUGCUCACUAUUUAAACAUUCUUUGACACAACUUUCACCCUUAUACUGUAGGAAAUCAAACACUAAUGAAACGCCAUAACUACCCAUAAUUAUCUAGUGACUAUAUAUCUGCUAACAGACUAUUUACUUUUAAAUAUAAGUCUAUCUUUCUAUUGAAGGGUUGCAAUCAUUCUCAAGAGAGUCGAAAGAAAAAAAACAUGGCGGUCAUUGUGAUGCCAUUAACAAUGGACGCCAAUUAGAAAUCUUUUGUUAAAUGGUACCAACACUAGACUGAGAGCCCGCAACAAUGUAACGUGCAAUACAAUUGUUUUGAUUGCAGUUAAGGUUCUUUACAGGUAGUCCAUGCAUUUAUUUAAUAAUAUUUAUAUCCUGUAAACUUUGAUGUGACAUUGAACAAUGUGGAAGAUGCUAAUUCCAAUGCUUUCUUUCGUUUUUCUUUGUUUGUUAUUCACUCCUUAUACAACUUUGUCACACAGGCUAAAUAAAAUCAUGAUUCUGAACAAACUAAAAUUAAUGAUACUACUGAACACACUGUCUUACUUCAUAUGUUUUUUAUUAAUUAAAGCCAUUUACAGUCUAAAAAUAAAUCUGUUUUGUAGAAAGAACAUUAAUGAAGCUAAUAAAUGUAUAUACAUAAA